AGAGAAAUUUAGCCAUGGAUAUUAUAUGAAAAUAAUGAUGUCUGAGUUUGCAGUCUCCUGAGUAAUGCUGUUUAGUUUUGUAUAUCAACUUAAUCCCUAAUGUAUUACAGUAGAUCGCUUAAUUUCUUCUCCACUUGCCACUGCUUAAACUCAGUAGCUGUCUGAUAACUGAUUGAUACCCAUUAGUACUGUAUUUCUGUUUCACAUUUAUUUUAAUACCAUAGAAUGGGACCUUUUGAUUUGUUUUAAUACCCUUUUUCAAAAAUCCUAAUUAACAGAUAUGUUGCUACAUACCAUGCAAGAACUGUGGGGCAUGGGAUCUUUUUCAGUACACUAUGCCAACUUGAUAGUGGCCUUUUUAGGUCAGUAUUAGGAAAGGCAUUUAUUUUCCUUUUCUAGAAUAAUUUUUGUGCACACUUUCAUUAUUUACACAUUUUUUUGUUCUCUUAAUGCACACACCUAUAGUACUGCAAUCCUCUCAUGACAGGGAUUGCCUUAGAGGUAGGUCUCACAGUACAGCACUGUUACAUUUUCUGUUUUAUAAUUGCAUAGCUUUUAAGUAGGCCAGUUAUGAUACCUGAACUCUUCUGGCAUCCUUAUUCUUACAGGAAAAUAGCAUGUGAAUUCGUUUUUAUGGAGGAAAUGUACUGUACUUAAAGGCACUAAAUUUAUUAUCCUGUCACUCACUGAAAUGGAAUGAAUUGUUCAUUCUGGUGUAGAAACAUGGUAUGUGUUUAGUUCUAAAACUGGAUCACACAGGCUUGGAAGUAGCAUCCAGAAAUACAUCCUUAGCAUCAGUGUGUUAGUAGUUUUGGACUAAGUGAGAUUUUGCCUAACUUUGGAAAACUGAUUGGCUACAGAGCCAUGGUUUCUCAAGAGGCGGCAAAAUUUCCCCCCAAGACAGAACGGGUGAAUCAGAACUGGCGCUUGGAUACAAUUUGAUUUUAAAAAAUAACUGAUGCUGCUCUGGUCAUUCAGGACAACUGAAACUGAAAAAAAUCAGGUUCAUUGAGGCUUUUCAUUGAGUUAUCUAAUAAAGUGAACUAAUGUCAAAGCCAGUGAUCUGAGGGAACGAUGGAGAGGGAGCCAGGUGUGUGCAGGGUGCAGGUCAGUCCUGCUGCUUCCAGGUUCUGCUGCCAGUGUCCUUUGCCGCGGCGUUUCCCCGCCUGGGGCAGUGUUUGAAUCGUCCCUGCUGCGCCUUUCAGCUCCGCGAGGUUUCGGAUGCUGCUGGCAGUUUUUUUCUGAAAGCUGUCAUUGAAUUUGCAUGGAUUUGGAAGUCAAAGGAGUUGCUGCAUCCCCUCGAAGGAAGACUGAGCUGUCAUUGAGGGAGAAGUGGUGUCAGGGCUGGAGACCAAAUAGACAGGCUACACACCAGAGUCUUCGCCCACCAGAGGUGCCAUGCCUAGAUCUAGGGAGGCUGGGAGUUUCUGAUGAAGAGGAUGGAGACUCUUACACACCGUGCGCUGGGAAUUCUUCCCAGAGGUGUCAACUAGAUUCAUCUUCAGAGUGGAGAGCAUCAUUACAAACUCCAUAUGCACAGCAUCAACAUAAGACAAGACCAGAAAAUCUGCCAUCCCCCACAGACAGAUCCAAACUGAAUCAUGGUCAGUAUGAAGCAGGUACGAAGGAAGAAUAUAAGCAGCAUCCUCAGAAAAUUGCAGAGAAGAAAAAAGACCAUCUCCAGUGUCAAAACACUUCAAUAAAGGGUACACAGCUGGAAGAUGGACGUGAUGAUUUUGUAACUCUUGAUAACAAAGCUCUCCUGCAACAAUGCUAUACAAAAAAGCCUUAUAAUAUGCAGCUCAACAUAAGGAAAUCAGAAGCUGAGGAUGUUGCUGCAGAGAGGAGAAAACAGGCUGUUGUAGAACAAGUUAUGGUGGAUCAAUUAUGUAGAGCUGUUAUAAGUGAUCCAGAGCAGUCCACACGUUCUGAUGCUUGCAAGGAAGCUCAAGGACCUCUGGGAACUGGGAUAGCACCAACACGUUUUAGGAAAAGGACACUCCAUGAAACAAAAAUAAGGACCAAAUCAGGGCUAACUGAGAACAUGCUCUCCAACAAGCUACGCUUUGAUAGUAGGAUUAUAUCGAGAAAUGGUCACGAUGCAUGUAGGGAGUUGAUUGGAUUCUUUUUUGCAUAUGACAAAUCCCUUACUGUGUAUGAAUUUCGACAGUUUGGAAAAAACAGGACAAAUGCCUUGCCUUUCAUUCAGAAGGGAGUUUAUCAACAUCAACGUGGACAAAGAAAGGGAAAUGCUUAUGAUCUUAGUGACUUCUACAUUGGAGCCAAUCUGACCUUCCGAAGUGCUGAUCAUAACCUCCCAGAAAGUGUUAAGCAGAACCCAAUCUUCACCCUUCGUGUGAUAAGUAUUGAUGAAGCAGCUAUGGAUUAUCUGAAAGCUUCUUCUCUGGAACUCAAGGAAGAGUGCUCCAGGCAAGGGGUUGAUGACAGCAAAGUUUUCAAGAAGAUUCAAGGUACAUUCAGAGAAACACUAAGUAAAAGAGGAUUUCAGGUUAUAACAGGCUUAGGAAAGUAUUUCCGACAAAUAGACAAGAACAGAAGUGGCUUUCUCUCUAAGGCAGCCUUGAAAGAAGCUCUAAAAGUAUUCCAUUUGGAAAUGCCUGAAGGGGACUUUGAAUCCUUAUGGCUUAUUCUUCAUGAUAGCAAGAGUGAUAAGGUCGACUAUAGAGAAUUUACUCAUGCCAUAUUUGGAGAAAUGAAUGAAUACAGGAAAGCAUUUGUAAGAAAAGCUUAUAUGAAGCUAGAUUUCAACAAAACUGGGAGUGUGCCUAUGGUAGAUGUCAGAAAAUGUUACUGUGCAAAGAAACAUCCUCUAGUUUUGGCAGGCAAAACUGCAGAAGAAGAAAUGCAAUCAUCAUUUCUAGAAGCAUUAGGAGAGUCCUGCAGCAACCCCAAUGAAGUGUCCUAUUCUGAGUUUGAAGAUUACUAUGAAGGACUAAGUUUUGGAAUUGUGGGUGAUGAUGAUUUUGUUGAUAUCUUAAGGAAUUCAUGGGGAGUUUAGAAUGGAAGAUGGCAAAAAAGAAGAGGGGACAUUUUCUAAACAAGGAGUGACUAAUAACAGAGGAUUUCGUUUUGAUGUGCAUUACUUUAUAAUUCGUGUCUUAAACUGAUUUCAGGGACAGAAAUGUUUAGAUGCUUUCAGAAUAAUACAUGGCAAAUUUCAUGGAGUGUCUGUUGAAUUAUGUUAGCUACUCUUCUAAUAAAAAUGCUGUUCAUGUCUUUGCACUGGAAAUUAUUAAGGCUAUUUCCUAUACCAAAAGCCAUAUUCUUUUAUAUUAAAAUAAAGUGUCCUAUUUUAAAAUAACAGGGAAUUAGAAUACUAAAAUGCCUGAAGGGGUAUGUGGGAGAGAAAAUUUUGUUUUAUGAUUUAUUGUGAAAAGCUUCAGAUUUGACUUCAUAAACAUGAAUGGUGGCUUUUCUUCGGAAAUUUUCUUUUCACAUUCUUUGUCUCGCUUAUUUUUUCUUAUGCUGGUACUUAGCUUGACAGGGAGCAGGUAAUUCUUUUCCAAUUUUGAGGAUGUCUGCUGCACUGAAAAUGCAGAGAUGUUCACAGCAUUUAACCCCUUGGUCUGUGCACCAUCUUGACUGAUCUUGCUUUGUCAUUUUGGUCAGGCAUCCGAAGAUGAGCAUUGAAUCUCAAAGGUUUUAGUAAACACAAAUGUAUUUUGUAAAGCAUAUCUUCCUUUCUUGAUUUUGCUAAUAUGUUUUCGAAACAAGUAAUUUAUAUUUAAAUAUCUGGUUUUUUUUAUAUUGCUGUGAUUUUUAAACUAAAACAUAGCAAUUAUAUAUUUUGUCAAACUGAUAUAUAGCAUUUCAUAUCUACUCAGAAAGUAUAAAACAGCGAAGUAUUUUUAAAAAGGCUCAAAACAACCACCUCUGCCACAACAAAAAUUAAAUCAUAAAUUAAAAUAUUCUCUUCUAUUUCAAAUGUUCUGACUGUUAUGCUUUUCAAUAUAAUACAUCUUGCCAAUUCUGUAAAAUUCUUUGUGUUAAGAAAUAAAAAUAUGUAGUUAAUGAGAGAGAGACUUUGGUUUUCAGUCCUGUCACUGAAAUUAACUGUAUGUUGAACUGCAUUUCUUAAGCCUAUGCUAUUAAAAUAUAUAACUUUCCUCUAA
Catharus ustulatus (Swainson's thrush) is the source of this 4133-nucleotide messenger RNA. It is a transcript of the gene CAPS2, whose product is annotated as calcyphosine 2. The record is from RefSeq and is a predicted model, not a curated record. Bases 1265 to 3019 code for a protein of 584 amino acids. Gene Ontology annotation, molecular function: calcium ion binding. The transcript is spliced from 18 exons. NCBI's taxonomy places the organism in Eukaryota, Metazoa, Chordata, Aves, Passeriformes, Turdidae.